This is a messenger RNA of Tympanuchus pallidicinctus (lesser prairie-chicken), 1049 nucleotides long. RefSeq names its product myelin protein zero (gene MPZ). The transcript is spliced from 6 exons. Gene Ontology annotation, cellular component: membrane. The record is from RefSeq and is a predicted model, not a curated record. Gene Ontology annotation, biological process: myelination. Lineage: Eukaryota; Metazoa; Chordata; Aves; Galliformes; Phasianidae. The coding region runs from base 65 to 814 and encodes 249 amino acids.
ACUCGAUGCUGCUGGCCCUUAAACCCCACAGCCCGCCCUCCAGGCACCCUCUGACAGCACCAAGAUGGCGCCGGGUGCCAUCGGGGCCGGACGCCUCCUCCUCCUCCUCGCCGGGCUGCUGGCGGCGUUGGGGCCGUCCCCCACGUCGGCCAUCCACGUCUACACCCCGCGGGAGGUGUACGGCACCGUGGGCUCCCACGUCACCCUGUCGUGCAGCUUCUGGUCCAGCGAAUGGAUCUCGGAGGACAUCUCCAUCACGUGGCACUUCCAGGCCGAGGGCAGCCGCGACAGCAUCUCCAUCUUCCACUACGCCAAAGGGCAGCCCUACAUCGACGACGUGGGCUCCUUCAAGGAGCGCAUGGAGUGGGUGGGCAACCCGCGGCGCAAGGACGGAUCCAUCGUCAUCCACAACCUGGACUACACCGACAACGGCACCUUCACCUGCGACGUCAAAAACCCUCCCGACAUCGUGGGGAAAUCCUCCCAGGUCACCCUUUAUGUCUUAGAGAAAGUCCCCACUCGUUACGGCAUCGUUCUGGGCUCCAUCAUCGGCGUCGCCCUCCUGCUGGUGGCCCUGCUGGUGGCCCUGGUUUACCUGCUGCGUUUCUGCUGGCUGCGCAGGCAGGCGGUGCUGCAGAGACGCCUGAGCGCCAUGGAGAAGGGGAAGCUGCAGAGAUCGGCCAAAGACGCUUCCAAGCGCAGCCGGCAGGCUCCCGUGCUUUACGCCAUGCUGGAUCACAGCCGCGGCACCAAAGCGAGCGCCGAGAAAAAACCCAAAGGAGCUGCGGGUGAAGCCCGAAAGGAUAAAAAAUAGCGGUUAGAGGGCAGGGAAGGUGCCCCAACCCCCCCUCCAGAUGGGGAGAGCGCCGCGGGACCCCCCAAAACCCCAAAGGUGGUGAUGACCAUCGAGAUGGAGCUGCGGGGGGAGACCCCGACCCGCUCCCCAUCGCGGGGCAGCUUGGCGGGCGCCCUGCGGAGCUUCCUGCACCCCAACCGUGUGGGGAGGUGACCCCCAACCCCCCCCCCAACCACCCCAAGACCCCCCCAGC